UGUUGAAUUUAGAUAGAUAUAUAGAAAAACAUUUCUUUAUUUAGGCAGAUGUUACGAUUAUUUCAGUCUGACGCCUGUCGUUGAGCUGUGCUGCUGCAUGUCUACGAUUUGACUCACAUUUCAUCAUCUUCUAUCAUUUAUAUAAACAGAAAAUGCCGUCUUACACUCAGGAAGGAUUUGCAACAAAGGCGAUUCAUGCUGGUCAGGAUCCUAAACAAUGGAGUCAUUAUUCAGUAAUUCCACCUUUAGUAAUGUCAACAACUUUUCAACAAGAUGGUCCAGCACAGCACAGAGGUUUUGAAUAUGGUAGAAGUGGAAAUCCAACUCGAAAUGUAUUAGAAUCAUGUCUUGCUGCUGUUGAAAAUGGAAAACAUGGUCUUGUUUUUUCAUCUGGUUUAGGAGCUCUCACUGCCUUAACAGCAAUGUUAGAACCUGGCGAUCAUCUUAUUUGUGGUGAUGAUGUUUAUGGUGGGACAAAUCGUUUUUUACAAAAAUGCAUAAUGGGUAUUAAAGUGACAUUUGUCGAUGCUUCCAUAACACAAAAUGUUCUUAAUGCCCUCAGGCCAAACACAAAGAUGGUUUGGUUGGAAACUCCGACGAAUCCAUUAAUGAAAUUAGCUGAUAUCGAAGCUGUUUCUAAAGGAAUUAAGUCUAUCAGAUCGGACGUAAUUUUAGUUGUUGAUAAUACAUUUUUAACAUGUUAUUUUCAGCGACCUUUGGAUCUUGGUGCUGAUAUUGUAAUGUAUUCUUUAACAAAAUACAUGAAUGGCCAUUCAGAUGUAAUUAUGGGCGCAGCGAUUACAAAAAGAGAAGAUUUGGAGCAAAGAUUACGUUUUAUUCAAAAUGCAAUGGGUAUUGUUCCUUCACCAUUUGAUUGUGCACAAGUGAAUCGUAGUUUGAAAACUUUAGAAAUAAGAAUGCAACAGCAUAUGAAAAAUGGAUUAGCAGUUGCUAAAUUUUUAGAAAAUCAUCCAUUUGUCACUAAAGUAAUUCAUCCAUAUCUUCCAUCUCAUCCACAAUAUGAAUUAUCAUUGAGACAAACAACAGGACAUAGUGGAAUGAUUUCAUUUUAUAUUAAAGGCGAUUCACAUAAAUUUUUAAGAUCAUUGAAACUUUUUAUAUUAGCAGAAUCGUUGGGUGGUUUUGAGUCACUUGCUGAACUUCCAUCUAUAAUGACUCAUGCAUCCAUCCCAGAUGACGAAAGAGAGAAAUUGGGUAUCACUGAUCAGCUAAUAAGGCUCUCAAUUGGCCUUGAAACAGAAAAUGAUUUAAUCGCUGAUCUUGAUCAAGCACUGAAAGCUUCUCAAUAAAUUUAGAAAAUUAAAAUUUAAUGCGCAAGCAGUAUCUGCUUUUUUAAACUCUUUGAUGAAUUUAAUUUU
Molecule: messenger RNA, 1379 nt
Organism: Leptopilina boulardi
Lineage: Eukaryota; Metazoa; Arthropoda; Insecta; Hymenoptera; Figitidae
Gene: Cth
Product: cystathionine gamma-lyase
Exons: 9
Coding region: 153-1310 (385 amino acids)
Biological process (GO): transsulfuration
Cellular component (GO): cytoplasm
Molecular function (GO): cystathionine gamma-lyase activity; pyridoxal phosphate binding
Source: RefSeq, a predicted model, not a curated record